CCUCCCAGCCUCAGGGCCUCCUUGUGUCACAGCGGCCGCUUCAUGCCCGCCAGGCGCGCGCCGGGGGAAGGAGCAGGCUGCCCGAGGCGGCCGAAACCCCCAUUGCCCAGCCGCUGCCUGGGAACGCGGGGGCGGGGCUUGCAGGAGCGCUCCUGUGAUGACGCAGGCCGCUGGCGCAGAAGCUGACUGUGCGAGCGGAGCGCUGGGCGGCGGCCAUGGGCAAGAGCAAAGCAAAGGGGCCAAAGGCGAAGAGCGUGUUCCACGUGGCCAAGACCAAAUCCCUGAAAGCCAGGAAUAAAGCGAAACCCGUCACAACAAGUCUGAAGAAGAUAAACAUUGUGAAUGAUGAAAAAGUUAGAAUGAUAAAUAAAGCAUUUACUGAAGUACAGAAAGAAGUCAAACAACUAUCAAAAAGCAUUUCAUCAAAACCGGAAGAAAGGCAUCGGGUUUCUACACACCUGGAGGUUGAACCAGUGAACGUGGAUGCAGCUGCAAGUUUAUUAUCUCAGUUGUAAAGCAUAAUGAAAUAUCUAUGAAUUCCAAAAGCAAAACUUACUGGAAAAAAUCAGUGGAUGGCACAUUGAAUAUUCUGUUUGUACAGUUUUAUUAAAAAAUCUUGUUAAUA
This is a messenger RNA of Pelodiscus sinensis (Chinese soft-shelled turtle), 625 nucleotides long. It is a transcript of the gene RBIS, whose product is annotated as ribosomal biogenesis factor. Gene Ontology annotation, biological process: ribosome biogenesis. The record is from RefSeq and is a predicted model, not a curated record. Gene Ontology annotation, cellular component: nucleolus. NCBI's taxonomy places the organism in Eukaryota, Metazoa, Chordata, Testudines, Trionychidae.